AUGAUCACCUUAUACGACGAUGGACCAACGCUCUUCCCCGACACGUCCUUGGGAGUCUCGCCAUUCACGCGUAGAGUAAUAGGUCGUAGUACUAAAAUUCAACCCGAUAGAUUGACACUCAACUACAAGAAGCUCCCGUACAAAAUCAUUGAGAUCAACCUCGACAAGAUCGAAUCCACCGCUAAAUCUAUCGGAGCGCCGCCAACCCGCACCAACCCAAAGGACGGAACGCCAAAAUACACCAUCCCUAUCAUUCAAGACUCUGAAACUGGGCAGGUUGUAUCAGACUCUUUAAGAAUCAUCGAAUACCUCGACGGAACCUACCCUGACACUCCCAAAGUAAUGCCUCCCGGGACACGUAUCCUUCAAAACAUGUUCGCAGAAACGAUGUUUAAAAGCAUGCUUCCCAUGUCCCCCGUGAUGCGCCCCAAGUUAAACGAGAAGUUCUUCACUCCCGAGUUUAUAGCUGGACAGAGGAGAGUUUAUGGAGACGAGAUUAUGGGUUCGACCUUGUCUCCAGAGGAGGAAAGUGCCGCAUGGAAGACGGCCCGGGCGAGCUUCGAUUCGCUAGGUGAAGCCUACGGAAAGCAGACAAGCCCUUAUAUUAUGGGCGGGGACGACCCGAGUGUUGCUGAUUUCACAGUCGUGGGGUUCCUUUGGUUUAUGAAUAUGACAUAUGGAGAAGAAAGUGAGGAAUGGAAGGAGGUCUGUAGCUGGUCAGGGGGUCGGAUUGGGGUGCUGUGCUCGGAGGUGGUUUCGAGGUGUGGGAGAAAACUGCUGUAA
Marasmius oreades (fairy-ring Marasmius) is the source of this 783-nucleotide messenger RNA. RefSeq lists its product as uncharacterized. Lineage: Eukaryota; Fungi; Basidiomycota; Agaricomycetes; Agaricales; Marasmiaceae. The record is from RefSeq and is a predicted model, not a curated record. The transcript has 2 exons. Gene Ontology annotation, cellular component: cytoplasm. Bases 1 to 783 code for a protein of 260 amino acids.